AUGCUCACCAGACUAGCGUCCAAAUUGCCCCGAGCCACACGCCAUUUCGCCAGCAUGUCUGUCAACCCCGAGGAUUUCACCGUUGUCAAGGAGGGCAAGGCCACCAUUUUGGCGCCCAAGGAGGACAAAGUCUUCUACAACCCGAUCCAGCAGUUCAACCGCGACUUGUCGGUGAUGGCCAUCCGUGCGUGGCUGAAUCAGUACCUAGAGUCCCGGGCCGGUGAGAAGGAGCUCCGGGGCAAGCGGCGGCGGCCCAAUGGGGCGCCAACGCCCUACAUGCGCAUCCUCGAGGGCCUCUCCGCGACCGGGCUCCGCGCCGUGCGCUACGGCCACGAAAUCCCCGGCGUGGCGCAGGUCGUGGCCAACGACUUGUUGCCCGAAGCCGUGCGCUCCAUCAACCGCAGCGCUGCAUACAACGGGCUCCAGGAAACCGUCGUGGGCCACCAGGGCGAUGCCAUCAAGUACAUGGGCUCGCUCGCGGACGCCGACAGGUUCCACGUUGUGGACUUGGACCCCUACGGCACCGCGGCGCCGUUCCUCGACAGCGCCGUGCAGCUGGUGCGGGAUCACGGGCUCCUCUUGGUCACGUGCACGGACGCCGGCGUGUUGGCCGGCAACGGGUACCCCGAGAAGUGCUUUGCGUUGUACGGCGGCAACAACUUGGGCAACACGCCCAUGGGCCUGGAGCUGAACCACGAGGCCGGGCUCCGGCUCAUGUUGGGCGCGAUCGCCGCGGCCGCGGCGCGCUACAAGAAGUGCAUCGAGCCGGUGUUGAGCUUGAGCAUCGACUACUACUUCCGCGUGUUUGUGCGUGUGACCACCAGCCCGCUCCAGGUCAAGCGCUUGGCGCUGCAGACCAUGCUUGCAUACCACUGCGUAGGGUGUGGCGAGAUCAUCGAGCAGCGGCUCGGGCGCGUGGCGGACAAGCGGUUCCAGACGCCGCGUAUCGCGGCCGUUCCGGGCGAAAACUGCCGUUUCUGCGCUCGGCCGUUCCACGUGGCGGGCCCGAUGUGGGGCGGCCCGCUCCACGACGCGGCGUUCAUCGACGAGGUGCUCCGCAUCAACUCCGAGGCGUCUGCGGCGGUGUACGGCACGCGCGAGCGCAUCAAGGGCAUGCUUACAUUGGCGCGCCACGAGUUGCCGCAGCCGUUCUAUUUCAACUUGAACCAGCUCUGCAGCUUCAUGAGGGCGCCGCCCGUGUCCAUCGACGAGUUCACGCGGGCCGCGGGCAACUUGGGCCACCGUGUGUCGUUGACGCACGCCAAGAAGAACUGCGUCAAGACCGACGCGCCGUGGGAGCUGGUGCUCCAGAUCAUCGUGGCCUGGUUGCGCCGCAGCAACACGCGGCUCUUGGCCGAGCUGCGCGCGAGGUUGGCGGCGGAGACUUUCGACGACAAGAAGCUGAAGUUGCAGACCAAGAUCGCCAGCCUCGAGGCCGACUUGGGCGCCAGUGCCAACUUGACCAACGGCAUGGUGGGGGCCCGUAUCUUGGAGACGGUGACGCCGAACGCGGCCGUGGACUUUGACACUGCCAACGAGCAGAGUGACUCCGUUGCACGCUUGCGCCGCUUGAAGAUGGUGCGUUACCAGGAAAACCCGACCAAGGACUGGGGGCCCAAGUCGCGUCCGUCUAAGAAGUAG
Messenger RNA from Metschnikowia bicuspidata var. bicuspidata NRRL YB-4993, 1641 nucleotides. It is a transcript of the gene TRM1, whose product is annotated as tRNA (guanine26-N2)-dimethyltransferase. Bases 1 to 1641 code for a protein of 546 amino acids. Lineage: Eukaryota; Fungi; Ascomycota; Pichiomycetes; Serinales; Metschnikowiaceae. Gene Ontology annotation, molecular function: RNA binding. The record is from RefSeq and is a predicted model, not a curated record. Gene Ontology annotation, cellular component: nucleus. Gene Ontology annotation, biological process: tRNA N2-guanine methylation. The transcript is spliced from 2 exons.